CGGUCGUAGUAGAAUACAAUACAGGUUUUUGUUGCAAAAACAGAGAGGAAACGAAAUCCAUGGCGGAUAGUGAUAGUGCUUGCUCUAAGAGAUGGCUUCCUCUUGAAGCUAACCCUGAUGUCAUGAAUCAGUUUCUGUGGGGUCUUGGUGUUCCACCGGACGAGGCAGAGUGUUGUGAUGUUUAUGGGUUAGAUGAAGAACUUCUGGAGAUGGUGCCGAAGCCCGUGUUUGCUGUUUUAUUUCUCUAUCCUCUCACACCACAGAGUGAAGAAGAGAGAAUACAAGAAAACAGCAAAACAAAGGUGCAGGAUCCCAGUAGUACAGUUUACUUCAUGAAACAAACAGUGGGAAAUGCAUGUGGAACAAUUGGCCUUCUUCACGCUAUUGGGAAUAUCACCUCUCAGAUAAAACUUACCGAGGAGUCAUUCUUGGAUAGGUUCUUUAAAUCAACUGCUAGCAUGGAUCCAAUGCAGCGUGCUUUGUUCCUUGAAAACGAUAGAGAAAUGGAAGUUGCUCAUUCAGUGGCAGCUACUGCUGGUGAAACUGAGGCGUCAGAGGAUGUGAACACUCAUUUCAUCUGCUUCACGUGUGCUGAUGGACAACUCUACGAGCUUGAUGGAAGGAGGUCGGCACCUAUUUCACAUGGUGCAUCCUCUCCAAACAACUUAUUGAAGGAUUCAGCUAAAGUUAUCCAAAAGAUGAUCGAGAAAAAUCCAGACUCAAUCAACUUCAACGUUAUUGCCAUUUCAAAAAGAAUUUGAACAGAACAGAGAGCUUUAUGGCUGAAAUUUUAGCUUUGGGAGUGUAGUGUAUAAGAGCUAAAUACGUAUUUAUUUCUCACCCUUGACAACACCUUUUUCUGCUUUCUUCGUACCAUGUUUCUUGCUUUUCUUGUUGGUGAUGCAUAUAUCUGCAAUCAGAUUACUUCCGAGAAACAAGUAUGGCGUAUAACUCCGCUGCAUGUUUGCAGUAAUUUCGCUGCUGGCCAACAAUUUUUCUGCUA
Nicotiana tabacum (common tobacco) is the source of this 1003-nucleotide messenger RNA. Its product is annotated as ubiquitin carboxyl-terminal hydrolase 3. Gene Ontology annotation, biological process: ubiquitin-dependent protein catabolic process; protein deubiquitination. Gene Ontology annotation, cellular component: cytoplasm. Gene Ontology annotation, molecular function: cysteine-type deubiquitinase activity. The record is from RefSeq and is a predicted model, not a curated record. Lineage: Eukaryota; Viridiplantae; Streptophyta; Magnoliopsida; Solanales; Solanaceae.